AUGAAUGCAGAUCCAUUAACAACACAACCUUCUUUGGAUGAUGAACGAGCUACACAAAUUAUGAAUGAUACUUUGAAGCGUGUUGACGGACGAUUGCAAAUUGGUUUAUUAUGGAAAUAUGAUGAUAUUAAAUUACCGUACAACUAUAACAUGGCUCUCAAACGUCUCAUGUCUGUCAAGCGAAGAAUGGAGAAGGAUGCUGAAUUUGCUACAAAGUACAUUGAGAAACUGGAUGAAUAUAUAAAGAAUGGAUAUGCUGAACAGAUACCAGAAGAUGAAUUGGCACCUACAGAGAGAACCUGGUUCAUUCCACACCAUGCAACAAGACAAUCGAAGUUUUGUGUUGUCUUUGACAGUUCAGCAGAGUUUGAUGGAAAAUCACUGAACAAGAAUUUACUAUCAGGACCUGAUUUCAAUAACUCAUUAGUUGGAGUUCUUCUACGCUUCCGUUUGAACCCCAUUGCUGUGUCGUGUGACAUUCGACAGAUGUUUCACAGAAUAUUGGUAAAGCGUGAAGAUACACAAUCUCUUCGUUUUUUAUGGUUUCCUACACAUGAUCUUACAAAACCUGUUUCUCAAUUUAGAAUGCUAUCUCAUGCCUUUGGUACUACCUGCUCACCUUCUAUUGCAACCUUUGCUCUACGAAAGGUUGCAGAAGAUAAUUUAUCUAAUGCUAAUCCGACCGCUGUUCGAUGCAUUUGCUUUAAUUUUUAUGUAGAUGACGGAUUAUUUUCAAAAGAUACAGUAGAGGAGACAUCUACAUUAGUUCGACAGACUACUGAUUUACUGGCAACAGGAGGUUUUCACUUGACUAAAUUUUUAAGCAAUGAACCAGAAGUUCUACAAUGUGUUACUGAAGAAGACAAGGCUCCCGUCGCUCAUGCUCUGGAACUAGGCGAUGAUGCGGUGAGUCGUACUUUAGGAUUGAAUUGGAAUGCAGCCACUGAUCAAUUUGUUGUUAUUGUCAGAAUUCAAGAACGUCCUUCUACUCGUCGUGGCAUAUUAUCAAUGGUGUCGCAGAUAUUUGACCCUCUUGGGUAUGUUCAACCAUUUGUACUUGAAGCUCGUAUCAUUCUGCAAGAUCUUUGUUAUGAAGAAUUUCAAUGGGAUGAUACAAUUACUGGCCCUCUUAGAGACAAAUGGGAAGAAUGGUUAUCUAAAUUACCUUCAUUGAAUGGGCUAUCAUUUUGUAGAUGCAACAGACCAAAAGGAUUUACUCCAUCUACUUUUCAGUUACAUGUAUUUUGUGAUGCAAGUUCUUUUGCAUAUGGAACUUGUGCUUAUUUGAAAAUAAUUGACGAUGCAGGAAACAUUCACACUGCAUUUGUUAAAGGCUCGUCAAGGGUGGCUCCAAAGAAAGUUGUAACGAUACCACGUCUUGAACUGACUGCAGCGGUUGCUGCUACAGAAUUGGCGAGAUGCAUAAAAUUGGAAUUGAAUGAAGUGAUAACAGAUGUAUUUUUCUAUACGGAUUCAAUGACAGUUCUUCGAAUGAUAAACAGUCGAUCUGAACGUUUCAAAACUUUUGUUGCUAAUCGAUUGAAUACAAUUCACUUGCUUUCUCAAUCUAGACAAUGGCAUCAUGUUGACACUAAGUCUAAUCCAGCAGAUAUUGCCAGUCGUGGACUAAUGCCUGACAAGCGCCACAAAGCUGAUUGCUGGUUCAAAGGACCUUCUUUUCUGAGAAGCAAGGAACCAUUGAGAAAUUCACAUAUUUCUGAAACAAUUGAGGACUCUGAAAUAUGUUCUGAAGUGAAAGUUAAUUAUAAUGAGAUUUCCUACAAGGAAAAGAAUUCUAUAAUACAACAACCUGGACUUAUGGUGUUGUUGAAACGUUACUCUAAAUUUGAAAGACUUAUUUCCUCUGUGAUAUGGCUUCAAAGAUUCAAGACUUACAUGAUUGGGAAAUUGCUACAUCGUUCUGAUUCUCCAGUUACUGGUUGUUUUACUGUUGCAGAACGGGAAAAUGCAACUAUAGAUAUUGUGAAACUUAUACAAGCAGAUUCAUUGUCUGCUGAGUUUUGCUAUUUUAAAGAUAUGAUGAGUUCGGGCCCUCCACCUUCUGACAGAAAGAGACUUAAAUCGCCAUUUGCUAAAGAACUUUUGCAGUGUAAUCCAUAUGUGGCUGAUGGCAUACUUCGAGUUGGAGGCAGGCUUCGUCAAUCUGAAUUACAACCUGAUCAAAGGAAUCCUGUAAUUUUACCCCCAUAUCACCAUGCUACUAAACUACUAAUUGAUUAUUACCACUGUGAACAUGGACAUUGUGGAAGCAAUCAAGUACAGGCUUAUUUGUUACAAAAAUAUUGGAUAUUGCAUCUUCAGUCAGCGGUGGCAAAAGUUCUUAGAGAAUGCAUGCCAUGCAAGAUUCGAUCUGCCAGACCUGGUAAACAAUGGAUGUCAGAUAUGCCUGCUGUUAGGCUUUGUACAGGAAAUAGACCAUUCUUUCACAGCUUCGUUGAUUAUUUUGGUCAUAUAAAGGUCAAGUUGGGCAGAAGCGAACAUAAGCGUUACGGAGUUAUAGUCACUUGUCUUUCUACUCGAGCAAUUCAUCUGGAGGUUGCAGAGAGUUUGGAUACCUCUGCAUUUUUACAAGCCUUUUUUCGUUUUGUCUCGCGACGUGCAAGACCAGCUCACAUGUACUCUGACAAUGGUGCGAAUUUUAUUGCUGGAAGUAAAGCUCUCAAGGAUGGAAUUACAAAUUGGAAUAAGAAACAAAUUGACAAUGCUCUUGCACAAAAGGGAAUUCAAUGGCAUUUUUCACCACCUCUUGCAAGUCACCAGAAUGGAGUUGUUGAAAGAUUGAUCAGAGUAGUUAAGAAGAUUCUGAGGAAUAUGCUUGAUGAUAAACCAUUAACCGAUUAUUCACUUUGGUCUUUUCUGGCUGGAGUGGAAUCCAUCUUAAAUGACAGACCCCUUACCCGAGGUUGCAGUUUGCAGAGAAAACUUUGA
Molecule: messenger RNA, 2949 nt
Organism: Styela clava
Lineage: Eukaryota; Metazoa; Chordata; Ascidiacea; Stolidobranchia; Styelidae
Source: RefSeq, a predicted model, not a curated record